Messenger RNA from Enterobius vermicularis (human pinworm), 2055 nucleotides. NCBI's taxonomy places the organism in Eukaryota, Metazoa, Nematoda, Chromadorea, Rhabditida, Oxyuridae. The record is from the annotation of a GenBank genome assembly.
AUGGACACGUUAUCACCGUCAAAUCAGUUGGCCAUGAAUUAUGGAGACCAUGUGUUUCAGUUUAUUGAUGAAACGAGUUCUUCAGCAUGUGGAGAAACAGUUCACGAACAUUACACUACUUUUAAAGAUGGAGUUAGAAGAGUUGACUAUGUUUUAGCAUAUGAGACUGACGAGUCAGAUAAUGAAGAAACGAAUGCAAGUGAUAACGAAGAUCUCGCUUUCUAUGGCCCUGCUACCGAACAUGAGCCCAAAAAUGCCAGGCGGAGGAGAAUUUUCGAAGAGAGGUUGAAAAUAAGAGGAUUGGAACUAGAAUACGUGGAUGGCAAGGCUCGUUUUUGUUUGUGUCUUUUAAGUUUUUUAAAAUUCUGUGAAAAAACGAAUUUUGUUUUGGUUCACACUCCUUUUGAUCUUUUGUGUAAAAGAGCUGAAAAACUAGGUGUGGAAAUGCCGGUAAGGACAGACCUUAGGCAGCCGCGCACUAUCGUUGAGUCCCCAUUUGACGCUUUUCUAAAAAAACUGAAGUGGUUUUCUUUUGAAAGUGAAACAGAAAAAUAUCUUGAAACUCCGCGGAAUCAGUAUCAUCCUUUCACAAAGGACGACUUUGAAUGUUUUAUGGGUUCUGAAAAUCCCGAAAGUUUUUUUUCGAGUGCUGAUAGGAUUUAUGUGACUCACGAUCUUUUAAACAGAACUAGGUUUGGAAGCAAAGAUUGUGUUGGCAUUGAUAUUGCACUUAAAAAAGGGAAGGACUGUUCGAGAAGAGAAUAUUUUGGAUCAAAAAUUGCGCUUUAUUUUCUACUAUAUGGUUAUUAUACGAAAUUUCUGAUUCCUUGUGCAGUAAUUGGUUGUCUUUCUUUCAUAUACGGUUUUGCAACUGUUGCUUCAGAUGUCCCAAGCAACAACAUCUGUUCGAAUACUAGUAUUGGGAAUACGCUAAUGUGCCCCAAGUGUGACCACUGGUGUGACUACACACUUCUGAAGUCUAGUUGUGCAUAUUCAAAGGUGGCUUAUAUUUUUGAUAACUACUCUACUCUAGCAUUUGCUAUUUUAAUGAGUAUUGGAGCAACUUUCUUUGUGGAGGGUUGGAAACGGUACAAUGCUGAUGCUGCAUGGAAGCUUGGUUUGCUUGAUACUGGGUCUCACGAAGAAGGGAUGCGUCUUGCAUACCUACUUCAGUCUUUACGUUCUAGUGAUUUCCGCGGCCGUUCUGAUCGGAAUCAAUCUCCGACUGUUAUACCACUCAGUGAACGUUUGCCACGGGUAAUAUUGACAUUUUUUCGCGGUUUGACUUUGAAAGUCCCAGAAUCUAAAAGUAGGAAGUUUGAGCUGAAGCGUAGAAAAAGAAGGAAAGCAAUGAACGCUUCAACUACCAAAGUUCCUCAGUGGGAAUGGGACUACGCUUUGACACCGGUAUACGACCAGUACCUUUUCGCUGAAUAUUUAGAUAUUGUUAUUCAGUUUGGUUUCGUAACCUUGUUUGUCACUGCGUUUCCUUUGGCUCCGUUGUUCGCUUUGAUCAACAGCCUUCUAGAAAUACGAGUAGAUGCUUACAAUUUUGUUGUCGCUAUGCGUCGUCCACUGCCAGAAAGAGCGCAGAAUUUAGGAAUUUGGCUGACUAUCAUUGAUAAAGCUUUUGUAAUCGCUUUUACAAGCGAUUUUAUUCCUCGUCUGGUCUACAAAUACCGUCAUCCCACCUUGGAGGGAUUUGUCAAUAGUACUCUAUCUGUGUUUCAAGUUAAUGAAAAUCUAAAUCUUCCUUCGUGGAGCUACUGGGGGAACGUCACUGAAUGCUGGUUUCGUGACUAUCGUUUACCUCCCUGUUCACUCACUUCAAGUACGGGGGACUGUGAUGACAAUUAUGGUGUCACUAAUAUGUGGUGGAUUGUUCUUGCAUUCAGGCUUGGAUUUGUAAUUAUUUUUGCGCAUGUCAUCCUUGCCAUUAAAGGAUUGGUAUCAUACAUAAUCCCUGAUAUGCCUUCCAGAGUAUUUAUUCAGAUGCAGAGGCAGCGAUCGUUCUCAAUAGGAGGUAAUUCAUUAGGUACUAACGGAGUAGUUUAG